UAUAUACAUACAUAUGUAUAUCGCUGUAAUCCAAGCUUUGGGGAGGUGAAAUCCGAUUUCAGAUUGAUUUUCAGAGUCCGGGUUUUUUGGAUUAAUGGGGCUUUGUGGUAGCACCAAAGGAAAAAAGCCGUGCCAACAUAAACAUUCCAAAUCUCCCAAGAAGACUCCAGAAAAAAACUCAGGAAUUCAGAGAUCAAAUGAAACCAAAACCGUCUUUCCUUUGACAUCCAUCAAGGAUGUCAAAGAUCUACGGCAGAAUUCUGGAUACGGCAACGUUUGCAUACUCACUUAUGAGGAGACAAGGUUGGCUACAAAGGAAUUACGGCCAGACCAUGUCGUUGGCGAAGGGGGUUUUGGGGUCGUUCAUGAAAGACUCAUAGAUGGGAAUGUGAGGCCUGGUUUCCCAUCCACCAGAAGCAGACCCAGGAUAAAAAUUCAGGGGUCACACAAAAAGCGUAUCCCAAUUCUCACAAAACUGAAAAUAGGUGCUUGA
Molecule: messenger RNA, 493 nt
Organism: Hibiscus syriacus
Lineage: Eukaryota; Viridiplantae; Streptophyta; Magnoliopsida; Malvales; Malvaceae
Product: probable serine/threonine-protein kinase PBL17
Exons: 2
Coding region: 95-493 (132 amino acids)
Source: RefSeq, a predicted model, not a curated record